Messenger RNA from Zymoseptoria tritici IPO323, 453 nucleotides. RefSeq lists its product as uncharacterized. The record is from RefSeq and is a predicted model, not a curated record. NCBI's taxonomy places the organism in Eukaryota, Fungi, Ascomycota, Dothideomycetes, Mycosphaerellales, Mycosphaerellaceae. The transcript has a single exon. The annotation marks the transcript as partial.
ACCUUGUUCCCUGAUUACCGUCACCGGAAUCGUGGAUUCUUUGCCGUUGGUCGCGUUUGUGCCGUGUUGUGGGCUGAGCCAGCUCCAGUAAGCGCUGGUAUCGCCAUCGAUCGCAGUUUGGUGUCGUCAACCUACCACGGGGAGCGGAUCUUCAGCAAGGUCCGAAGGUUUGUCAUCGUCGCGUCCUACGAAAGCCAUUCUAUCGCACUCCCUAUUGUAUCAUAUGGACGGCAAGGCGCUUCCAAACGUGGCGUAAAUCCUAAGCAUCAUGCUGUCAUAUACACCGGUAAAAAUGAGCCACUACCGUUUGCCAUGGAGCAUGGACUGCUUAGACCCGGCAUUCGUGCCGUUCCAGACAAUCCUCUGGACACACUCGAUUCAGCAUCGCGAAUAAACUUUAGCAAGGUCUACACCAUUGAACACAACGUCAAAGUCAAGAGCGUUGGAGUGAUA